This is a messenger RNA of Cavia porcellus (domestic guinea pig), 2603 nucleotides long. RefSeq names its product WRN helicase interacting protein 1 (gene Wrnip1). Gene Ontology annotation, molecular function: single-stranded DNA helicase activity; DNA binding; ATP hydrolysis activity. The transcript is spliced from 7 exons. NCBI's taxonomy places the organism in Eukaryota, Metazoa, Chordata, Mammalia, Rodentia, Caviidae. The record is from RefSeq and is a predicted model, not a curated record. Gene Ontology annotation, biological process: DNA repair; DNA synthesis involved in DNA repair; DNA-templated DNA replication. Gene Ontology annotation, cellular component: nucleus. Bases 197 to 2191 code for a protein of 664 amino acids.
CGGCCGGCCGAGGGCGUGCCGAUGCGGGAGCUCCGGACGUGAGGCAUGAGCGGCGCCCUCCCCCGGCCCGCGCGCGUCCUGCCGCCUCCCGGAGCGAGGGUCUCACGGCGCGGGGCCUAGCGGCGGGCAUCCCAGGCCUCGGCUUUUGCAGGGGCAGGUGCGGCCGCGCCGGGCGCCGGGGAGGGCGGCGGCCACCAUGGAGGUAAGCGGGCCGGAAGACGACCCCUUCCUGUCGCAGCUGCACCAGGUGCAGUGCCCCGUGUGCCAGCAGAUGAUGCCUGCCGCGCACAUCAACUCGCACCUGGACCGCUGCCUGCUGCUGCACCCCGCGGGACACGCGGAGUCCGCGGCCGGGCCGCACCGCGCCGGAGAGCGCGCCAAAGGGCCCUCGCCGCCCGGCGCCAAGCGGCGGCGGCUGUCGGAGAGCUCGGCGCUGAAGCAGCCGGCCACCCCGACGGCAGCCGAGAGCAGCGAGGGCGAGGGCGAGGAGGGCGACGACGGCGGCGAGACCGAGAGCCGCGAGAGCUACGACGCGCCGCCCACGCCCAGCGGCGCGCGCCUCAUCCCCGACUUCCCGGUGGCGCGCGCCGGCAGCCCCGCCAGGAAGGGCUCGGGGAAGCGGCCGGCGGCAGCCGCCGCGGCGGGCAGCGCAUCUCCGCGCAGCUGGGACGAAGCGGAGGCGCCGGAGGAGCUGGAGGAAGCGGGCGGCGACGGCGAUGGCGACGGCGACGCGGACGCGGACGGCGAGGACGACCCAGGGCACUGGGAUGCGGACGCCGCCGACACCGCCUUCGGGACAGGCGGCGGGAGCCGCGCGCACCCCCGGGCGCUGGCGGCCGAGGAGAUCCGACAGAUGCUGGAGGGCAAGCCAUUGGCUGACAAGAUGCGGCCCGACACCCUGCAGGACUACAUCGGGCAGAGCAGGGCCGUGGGGCAAGAGACGCUGCUGCGCCCUCUGCUGGAGACCAACGAGAUACCCUCGCUUAUCCUGUGGGGACCGCCGGGCUGCGGCAAGACUACCCUGGCUCACAUCAUAGCCAACAACAGCAAGAAACACAGCAUAAGGUUUGUGACACUGUCCGCAACAAAUGCCAAGACAAAUGAUGUGCGAGAUGUUAUAAAACAAGCUCAGAAUGAAAAGAGCUUUUUCAAAAGGAAAACUAUCCUUUUUAUUGAUGAGAUUCAUCGGUUCAAUAAAUCUCAGCAGGACACUUUCCUUCCUCACGUGGAAUGUGGGACACUCACCCUGAUUGGAGCAACCACUGAAAACCCUUCCUUCCAGGUCAACGCAGCGCUUCUGAGCCGCUGUCGGGUGAUUGUUUUAGAGAAGCUUCCAGUGGAGGCGAUGGUGACUAUUCUAAUGCGCGCAAUCAACUCCCUGGGAAUCCAUGUCCUGGACUCCAGCCGGCCAGGCGACCCUCUGAGCCACAGCAGCAACAGCAGCUCUGAGCCCUCCGUGUUCAUAGAGGACAAAGCGGUGGACACUCUGGCUUACCUCAGCGAUGGGGAUGCCCGCACUGGCUUGAACGGACUGCAGCUGGCAGUGCUGGCUAGGUUAAGCUCCAGGAAGAUGUUCUGUAAGAAGAGUGGGCAGACGUACUCCCCAAGCCGCGUUCUGAUCACCGAGAAUGAUGUGAAGGAAGGCCUCCAGCGCUCCCACAUUUUAUAUGACCGUGCCGGGGAGGAGCACUACAACUGCAUCUCAGCGCUGCACAAGGCCAUGCGCGGCUCCGACCAGAACGCCUCGCUCUACUGGCUGGCACGCAUGCUCGAGGGAGGAGAGGACCCGCUGUAUGUGGCCCGGAGGCUCGUGAGGUUUGCCAGCGAGGACAUCGGCCUGGCAGACCCCUCCGCACUGACACAAGCGGUCGCUGCCUACCAGGGCUGCCAUUUCAUCGGCAUGCCGGAAUGUGAGGUGCUGCUGGCCCAGUGUGUGGUCUACUUUGCCAGAGCUCCCAAGUCCAUCGAGGUGUACAGCGCCUACAACAACGUCAAAGCCUGCCUGCGGAACCACCAGGGCCCGCUGCCCCCAGUGCCGCUGCAUCUGAGGAACGCGCCCACCCGGCUGAUGAAGGACCUGGGCUACGGCAAGGGCUACAAGUACAACCCCAUGUACAGCGAGCCGGUGGAGCAGGAGUACCUGCCCGAGGAGCUGAGAGGCGUCGACUUCUUCAAGCAGAGGCGCUGCUGACUCCGGGCGGCGCCCGCGGAGGGGUGGAGCGGCUGGGGAGCUCGGGCCGCCCGGGCAGGUGAGGACAGACCAGUACUCGGUGCCGGAAGUCAGGUGGAGGCAGGUCUUCAACUAAACGUGUCACAUUGAAAUUGUGUUCAUUUGCACCUCGUGCAAUGGUUAUGCUUAUGAAAUACCUGGCAGCUUUGUGCAAUGAUUAAUGUUAUAAGGAAUUAUCUAUUUUGUCAUAGUAUUUAAGUCAUAAUGUCAUUUCAGAAUUCAGUUAAGUAGGAUUUUUUUCCUUUAAAAAAUGUAUAUUCUGGGUAGUUUCAAUUGGUUAAAAAAAUGUAAUCGUGAUUUAAUACUGCAUAGUGUUUUGGGUAUUUUUUUUAUAUGCAAAGGUCUUAUGAGCCAAUAAAACUAUUUCAAAGUA